AUGCAGGUGUGUAUCCGGGCUGGGUAUGACUCAGAGGAGCUCUUCUGUGGCGCGUUUGUGGACCAGGCAGCGUUUGAAGGGUGGAUGGCUAAAUUUCAGGCCAAACUCCCAGAUGCAGCGCUCACUGGUUUGGCGGCCGAUGAGUGGAAAACGCACCCAGUGGCAGCCAGGUUGCGUAUUUUUUGGCAAAGUCUGCAGCGGUCCCCUGUGGUGGGCCAGCAGGCGUUGGCUACUCGAUCCGCUGAGACUGCUUUGGCUCUCCUGACGCCCAACUCCGGCGCCAAGUUGAGCCCCAGUGAUCGGGAGAGGUGGGAGUGGCUUCCCUGGCGUCGCGCCCUAAGCGAGGAACAGCUUCUGGAAGUCAAGGCUCGUCGCAGCCGGACUUGCAGCGACUCGCAACCAGAUGAGUGGGACCUUGACAUUGCAGGCGCGGCCCUACGGGUUCAACACCUGCUUGAAACGCGGGCCCACGCCUUCGCGAUGAUAGGCGCCUGCCAUCUACACAGUUGGACAGUCUACAUCAAAAAGUUCCUUCACUUUUAUGCCCGUAGACCGGCGGAGAACUUCAGGUCACCAUCCGUGUCCGAGGCCGAGAUGGCAGAUAGGGCCGUGCUUGAGAAGGUGUUCCAGCUUUGUUUUUCGGGCUACUCGCUUGAUGACGCCCUAUCACAUGUGGUUGUGGACCGCGAUAUGCUUCGACAUGUGCUUGUGGAGCGGCCGAGAUUGGCAAAGGCAGACAAGGAAAAGGUGGCUACGCCGCCGCCACCUCCUACAACAUUGCCGCCGUUGCCCCGCCGCCCAGGCACUCAAAGGCGCAAAAGCUCCCUGGGCGCGAAGGGCGCUGCCAGCAAGCGUCUGCGCAAUGGAGAAUGCCGGGACUGGGUGGAGGGACGCUGCGUGUCCAAGUUUUGCCGCUUCAAGCAUGAAUGCGCAGUGUGUGGUGAUGUCAAGCAUCAUGCGGGGAUUGAGCGUUCUGAGCGUGUUGUGCCUGGUCAGCCGCUUGCGCUUGAGCUCUGGGAUGGUCUACUUACAGUCACGCAGGAUGUGGAUGCGGAGCUCCCUCGUCUACUAGAGCAUGGUGUGUCUACAGGCGUUGUGAACACAAUCCCGCCUUCCGGCGUAUGGCGCGAAGUGGAGGUCGCGGAGCGGCCGGAUCUGGAGCUGCUUGUGCAUGAUGCGCCUUGGGGAUCAGGGCGGGCAGACCCGAGGCUGCUGAUGGAGCUUGUUCAGGCAGAUGUGGAUUGCGGCUUUGCAGAAUGGCUGCCCAGAGGUUUGGCCCAGGACUGGACGGCCUUCGUGCUUGAUGUCAGUAAGGCGCACAAGCGCGUGAAGGUGCGUCACUCUGAGCAAGGGCUGUCUUUAUUUACUGUUAUUGAUGAGUCUGGUCGUACACAUUGGCUGGUCUACAAAACCUGUCAUUUCGGCUGCGCCUGGGCGGCCUUCUGGUGGGCGCGUGUUGCGGCAGGGCUGAUUCGAUUAACGCACGUGUUGAUUGCCAUCAUAUCGCAUUUCCUGUCCAUCUAUGUUGAUGACAGCUUGAGCCUAUUGCCUUCGAGCUCCGCGAAAGUGCGCUGGAUUGGCUGGCUCUUCAAUUUGGGAGGAAAGUUGUGUGCAACUCUGCCCGAAGAUAAGUCAGUUCGGCUAGUGGCCGCUUUAUCGGCAGUGGCGCGCGUAGGCUCGCGUCACAGCAGGCGUGAACUGGAGUCCCUGGUGGGGCUGUUGUCUUGGUACACAUGCGGAGCCCGGUGGCUUAAGCAAUGGACGGCCAUUUGGUUCCGAAUGCUGCUGAAGGCGGUGUUGCGCUUUCUCCCCUUGGACCGGGCGCAGUUGGCAGAAGUGCUGGAGUUGUUGAAUAGUCGCGCGAGACUCUUACAGCGGGCACAGUUGUGUGACGCUCAAGCCGGGUGGAAGCUGCUGGAGUGUGGUGGGCAGAUUGUUAAGAAUUCAUGGUUUCAGGACUGUGAAUUUAAAAAUGGUCGCGUGUGGGUGAAGUUUGGGGACUUUGAUGCAAGCUGCGUCCAGGCCACGAAGGAGGAGUCUAGCGUUGCUUUGUUCUUUCUCCGAAUAGUACAAGCCAACUCACCAGUCCACCUUGUGGAAAAGGAGGGGCCGUGCGUUGUGGCGGCUGCUGAUGCGUUUGCGGAAAGGGAUGUG
This is a messenger RNA of Symbiodinium pilosum, 2154 nucleotides long. The record is from the annotation of a GenBank genome assembly. NCBI's taxonomy places the organism in Eukaryota, Dinophyceae, Suessiales, Symbiodiniaceae.